AUGAGUCAAGUCGGACAAGUUGUUGGUAUUUUACGUAAACUUAAUGAAGAAUAUCAAUCGAGCACACCAAAAAAACUAAAGCUCAUUGAUGCUUAUCUAGUUUAUGUGCUCUUGACCGGUAUCGUUCAAUUCGCUUAUUGUCUUCUUGUUGGAACAUUUCCAUUCAAUUCGUUCCUCUCGGGUUUCAUAUCAACUGUUGGUUGCUUUGUUCUCGCUGCAAGUUUACGUAUUCAACUAAAUAAAGCGAACCAGUCGGUAUUUAAUGUUUCACCAGAACGUGCUUUCGCCGAUUUCGUCUUCGCACAUAUUAUCUUACAUUUAGUUGUCGUUAAUUUUAUUGGUUAA
Adineta ricciae is the source of this 345-nucleotide messenger RNA. Lineage: Eukaryota; Metazoa; Rotifera; Eurotatoria; Adinetida; Adinetidae. The record is from the annotation of a GenBank genome assembly.